Molecule: messenger RNA, 2298 nt
Organism: Aspergillus sclerotioniger CBS 115572
Lineage: Eukaryota; Fungi; Ascomycota; Eurotiomycetes; Eurotiales; Aspergillaceae
Product: putative galactose oxidase
Exons: 1
Coding region: 1-2298 (765 amino acids)
Molecular function (GO): protein binding
Source: RefSeq, a predicted model, not a curated record
AUGAAGUUCCAGUGGGCCUCUGGCCUCCUUCUGGGGGCGGUCGCUGUCGACGCCUUCAUGCCCGCUGAAUAUUCUUACGAAUCCUCCGAAGCUGAUCGUGUUGACGCAGCCAAAGAGGUCUCGGGCAGAGUUAGAUACCAGUCUCCUCCCGCGGAUUCCGAGUUGAUCCCCAAAACCAACCCGAAAGAUUCUAGUGAGAAUUGGGUGGUCGAGUGCUCCAGCCGGUAUCAAGGCUACGAGUGCCAAUAUGCCAUCGACGACCGGGCCGACAGAUACUGGCAGAGCAACCCGGACGAGCACGCGCCUUCUUGGAUCGUGGUUGAUCUGCGCAAGGAGUACUAUGUCUCCGGUCUGACCAUGCUGCCCCGAUUGAACGAGAAAUUCGGCCAGAUCGGUGAACAUCGGAUUUCGAUCUCUCAGAACAAGGACUCAUGGACCGAGGUCGCAUACGGCACCUGGGGUUCCAACAAGAGUCCCAAGAUGUCUGCUUUCGACCCCAAGCCGGCUCGCUAUGUCAAGCUUCUGGCCGAGUCUGCCUCCCUUCCCGAUCGGUCGCAGAACAGGACGGGACAGAUCUCCAUCGUCAACCUGGCCGUUUACGCCUACAACGAGGGCGAGUUCCCCCCGGAGCAACCCAGCAAGGGUGUCUGGGGUCCCACCGUCGACCUUCCCAUUGUCCCGGUGUCAUCGGCAGUCGAUCAGCACGGUGACAUCAUUCUGUGGUCGGCCUGGGCGGACGACCAGUUCUUCGCUUCCCCCGGUGGUAAGACUUUGACGACCACCAUGAACCGGGAUGGCAUCCUCACUCAGAGCGAGAUCUUCGAAACCAAGCACGACAUGUUCUGCCCCGGUACUUCCAUGGACAUCGAUGGCAACAUCGUCGUCAGUGGAGGAGCCGACUCCGGUCGCACCAGUGUGUACAAUGGAACCGCGUGGGUGAAAGGCCCCAGCAUGCAGAUUCCUCGUGGGUACCACGCCUCGACCACCCUCUCCGACGGUCGGAUCUUCGUGAUCGGAGGCUCCUGGAGCGGUGGAGACAAGGUGGAAAAGAACGCCGAGGUCUACUACCCUGGCGAGAAAGCCCGCUGGGCAACCCGUCCAGGCGCCAAGGUCGAACCCAUGAUGACCGAUGACCGGUUGGGCGCAUGGCGCGCCGAUAACCACGGCUGGCUGUUUGGCUGGAAGAAGGCCAGUGUCUUCCAGGCGGGCCCUAGUGUCGAGAUGCAUUGGUUUAAUGUGGAUCAGGAUGAUGGCAGGGGUAGGCCCAUCGGUUCCAUCAUAAAGGCCGGACCCCGUGGCAACGACAAGGACUCCAUGUCUGGUAGUGCCGUCAUGUUCGAUGCCACCCAAGGCAAGAUCCUCACCUUCGGUGGCCAGCGUCACUACGACGGCUCGUACGGCUCCAAGAACGCCUAUCUCAUCACCCUGGGAGCUGAGUACGAAGAGCCCGUCGUGGAGGUGGCCGGCAAGGGCACCGAUGGUACUGGCAAGGGCGGCAUGAACUUCCCCCGUGUGUUCCACACGUCGGCCAUCCUGCCUGAUGGCAAGGUCUUCAUUGCCGGAGGCCAGUCAUGGGGCAAGCCCUUCCACGAGGGCGAGAUCCAGUUCACCCCCGAGAUGUACGACCCCAAGACCGACACGUUCACCCCCCUGAGCGCCAACAACAUCAAGCGUGUCUACCACAGUAUCUCCAUGCUGUUGCCCGACGCCACUGUUCUCAACGGCGGCGGUGGCCUCUGUGGUAACUGCACCGCCAACCAUUAUGAUGCCCAGAUCUUCUCUCCUCCGUACCUCUUCACUUCGGACGGCAAGAAGGCCACUCGCCCCAAGAUCGUUCGCGGAGACGCAAAGGUUACCGUCGGCAAGACGAUCAAAUUCACGACCAACUACGACGUCAAGGAUGCUGCGUUGGUCCGUGUCGGAUCAACCACCCACACCGUCAACACCGAUCAGCGUCGCAUUCCCCUCGUCAUCAACCCCACCGGUAGCCACAGCUACUCUGCCGACCUCCCUAGCGAUGCUGGUAUCCUCCUUCCUGGAUGGUACAUGUUGUUCGCCAUGGAUGCCCAGGGCGUUCCCAGUGAGGCCAGCAUGGUCAAGGUUGAAUUGGCCUCUCGUCCUUCGUACAUGCUGGACGCAUACGAAGAGGAUCAGGAAUCGAAGCAUCCUACCUUCGAAUCUAUCACUGAGGACAAUGACUGCGAUGAUGACGACUUCAAGGGCAUCAUUUCCGUGAUCGUCACUUCGUCGACCAAGUUCUGGAAGGCUUGGAAGUCUGUUCUGAUCAGUCAGGCUUGA